This is a messenger RNA of Halteromyces radiatus, 1905 nucleotides long. RefSeq lists its product as uncharacterized. The transcript has 7 exons. Gene Ontology annotation, cellular component: membrane. Bases 36 to 1724 code for a protein of 562 amino acids. The record is from RefSeq and is a predicted model, not a curated record. Gene Ontology annotation, molecular function: voltage-gated potassium channel activity. Lineage: Eukaryota; Fungi; Mucoromycota; Mucoromycetes; Mucorales; Cunninghamellaceae. Gene Ontology annotation, biological process: potassium ion transmembrane transport.
UUUUUUUUUUUUCUCUCGUCUUUGUUCGCUUUUUUAUGGGUCUUUUCCGUUCCACUCAUCAUACGACAAGUCCUUAUGAUGAAGAGGAGCCUUUACAAGGUCAUCAUGAAGUGUUAGAAUUAGAACCAACAUCAAGUACACUACGAAGAACUUCGUUUUCUUCAGAUACAUCUUCUAUUUUUGACGACAAUACUUUGAAUCAUGAUAAUGAAUCUAAACAACGCCAACGACAGAAACGAAGACGAAGAUAUCAACAACAACGUCUUCGACGUCAACAACAACAACAACAACCUGGAUAUCAACGUUUAGGUGGUCAACUUGUUGAUGCUUGGCAUUCUGUUACCACUGCUGCUGCCGCGGCUGCCGCUGCUCACCUUCAUCAUGAUCACGACGUUGGUCAUUUGACAGAAGACGAUACCGAACCAGCUCAAUAUCCUGAAGAUAAUAUUGAUAAUCGAUUCAAACGAUCCUUGUAUUUACUAUUGGAAGAACCUUCAAGUAGCCGUGCGGCGUUUUGUACAAAUGUAGUGGUCUCCUUUUUGAUUGUAUCAAGUGCAGUUAUGACAACGAUUGAAACCAUUCCUACUUUCCGAUCAGCUGAAAGUAAUCGCGUUUGGUUUCAUUUGGAAUCUACCAUGGUAGCUCUAUUUACUUUGGAAUAUAUUCUUCGGUUAUUUGCUCAUUCUGACUCUUUACAGAUGCUCAAGAGAUUCGUGAUUGCACCCAUCUCGAUUAUUGAUUUUAUAUCGAUUGUCCCUUUUUAUAUUGAAGUCAUUGCUCAACGUGAUACGACAUACGAGUUUCGAUUCACCAUCUUGCGACUAUUUCGACUUUUACGAUUAUUCAAGACAUACAAGUAUUCCAAUGCGAUUAUUAUGACAAUUGAAGUGAUGAUGGUUGCUCUUCGGAGAUCAGGUGAUGCGCUGUCUGCUCUCUUCUUCUUUUUGGUGACAUGUGUAGUAUUGUUUUCAACCUUACUUUACUUUGCGGAACGGGGCACUUGGGAUGAAACUCUGAAGACCUUUGUCGAUCCUGAAGGAAACCCUAGUGCAUUUGACAGUAUCCCUGCUGCCUUUUGGUUUGUUCUAGUGACCAUCACAACCACUGGCUAUGGUGACAUGGUGCCGACUACUUUCAUUGGAAAACUGGUGACAUUCCCUGCAAUGAUGUUUGGUGUGUUGCUGAUUGCAUUACCAUCCAUCAUUGUUGGAAGAAAUUUUACAAUUGUAUGGGAAUCUAUGAGACGGCGACAGUAUUUAGAACAACUUCAAGCACCUCAACCGGUCGACGGAUCUACAGAUCCAGAUACAGCAACUACACCUAUGCAUCCACCUUUGUCAGCAUAUCACCAUUCAACGACUAGGCGACCGUCGAUGGCAAUUGACGAUCCUUUAGGAACUACACUUACUUCGUUACGACCACGAUCAGGAAGUAUGAAUACAAACAACGGAACGGAUCAACCCUUCAAUAUAUUAGAUACAGGCGAUGAGGCGUUAUUCAACCAACUUCAUUCAUUAAUAACCAUUACUAGACAGAAUCAAGAAGAUAUACAAAGGAUACUUACUCUUUUGGAAUCUCGAUCAGCUACUACGGCUUUAUCUUCGACAAUGACUGCUAACGACGUUACUGGUCAUUCUCAACAGCUCAACGGUCUGGAUAAUGCAAGCAAUCAACCGACUGUGGCACCAACACGGACUUCUUUGGAUAGGAUCGCCGAAGAAUAGUUUUUUUUUUUUCGAUAUACAAUACACUUAUAUAUAUAUACAUGAUACAUAGUUUUUUUUUUUUUCUCUUUUUGCUCUAUUAUUUUUUCAUCGUCAUAUAUCUAUUACUACAUAUUGGUUUACUUUUAUAUAUAUAUAGAUAAACGUGUUUGUUUAUAAAUAAAUACACCUUAUUCAAUAA